Molecule: messenger RNA, 1560 nt
Organism: Triticum aestivum (bread wheat)
Lineage: Eukaryota; Viridiplantae; Streptophyta; Magnoliopsida; Poales; Poaceae
Product: F-box/FBD/LRR-repeat protein At3g26920
Exons: 3
Coding region: 16-1485 (489 amino acids)
Molecular function (GO): protein binding
Source: RefSeq, a predicted model, not a curated record
CACAGAUCGACGGCCAUGGAGACGGAGGCGGGCGGACGCAGACCUGGUUCCGGCUCCAAGAAGAGGAAGAGAGCGCCGCUCGAGGCAGCGGCCGAGGGCAGAGCCGCCGGCAACCAAGGGCCCCAGCCCGGAGCGGGAGAAGACGAAGACGAAGGGGCUGCCGAGGACCGCAUCAGCCAGAUCCCCGACGCUGUGCUGGGCGAGAUCGUCUCCCUCCUCCCCACCAAGGACGGCGCCCGCACCCAGGUCCUCGCGUCCCGGUGGCGCCACCUCUGGCGCUCCGCCCCUCUCAACCUCGACUGCGGCGGCCUCCUCCCAAUCCCAACCCACCACUCCGAUCUCGAUCGCCUCGUCUCGCGCAUCCUCGCCGCCCACACGGGCCCCGGGCGCCGCCUCUGCGUGCCCUGGAGGAACGGCCGCAAGGCCGCCAAGCUGGAAUCCUGGCUCCGGUCGCCCGCCCUCGACAACCUCGAGGAGCUCGAGUUCAACAACCAAUCACCAGGAUCCCUCUCGCGCCUUCCGGCGUCCGCCUCCCGGUUCGCCGCCACGCUCCGCCUCGUCAGAAUCGAAUCAUGCCACCUCCCCGACGACACCGUCCAGUCGCUUCGUUUCCCCCAGCUCAAGCACCUUGCACUCGUCAAGGUCGUCAUCUCGGAGGGCGCAUUGGCCAGCCUCAUUCUUGCGUGCCCCGCCAUGGAGUGCUUGCUGCUUUGGUACAUCUCCGGAGUCCGUCGCGCCCGGAUCAGCUCCCCUCGGAUCAGAAGCAUCGGCGUUAUCGCUCUAGUUGGUUCAAACUCCAUGGGCAUGCCCAACUUGGACGAACUCGUGAUCGAGAAUGCCCCAUCUCUUGAAAGGCUGCUCCACUUCAACCUACGCGAUGACCUGCGAGUAUCGGUGAUCGACGCGCCUAAGCUGGAGACCUUCUGCAUCGUUCAGAACGAUCGUUUCAGCUUCGGCAGGAUCGUCGAGCAUGUAGGUGCUGAUAGCCCGACAACGAUGGCGCGCACCGUCAAGAUCUUGGCAUUCAGUGUGCGCUUUUUUAGUCUGGAUAUGAUUGUUGAUUUCAUGAGACUCUUUCCCUGCCUGGAGAAGCUGUACAUACAGAAUAAGUGUAAUACUCUUUUCCGGUCAAUGUCAAGGAAGAAAGGGCCGAAGAAUUGCUGGCGUCGCAAACAUCGGAACCUUGAUAUCACAUGCCUUGAUACUCAUCUGAAGACAAUAGUGUUGGAAUCCUAUCGGGGGGUUCUGUCUGAAGUUAACUUCGCCACAUUCUUCGUACUGAACGCGAGAGUGCUCGAGUCGAUGACGUUUCAGGUGAAAAACAUCGACGAGGAGUUCAUCGCGAAACAGCAGAAGUUGCUUCAGGUGGAGAACAGGGCCUCAAGGGGUAUUGAGUUUCACUUCACGGAUGAUAGAUGUCUUCGGGAUUUUCCGGAUAUCCGCCACGUCCGUGAUUUGGAUCUGACCGAUCCCUUUGUGCGUUGAGUCGUCGAUGCCGCGACUGGAUUCAGUGUGCUGAAGAGGUGUCCAUGUCUUUCUCAUUUUGUGCUAUCGUGGACC